Messenger RNA from Anopheles maculipalpis, 1184 nucleotides. RefSeq names its product store-operated calcium entry regulator STIMATE-like. Lineage: Eukaryota; Metazoa; Arthropoda; Insecta; Diptera; Culicidae. The record is from RefSeq and is a predicted model, not a curated record. The transcript is spliced from 6 exons. The coding region runs from base 22 to 1182 and encodes 386 amino acids. Gene Ontology annotation, cellular component: membrane.
UUGCUACGCAGCGAGAGUUCAAUGAAUACUUCUGCGGUGGUGCUGGGGCAGGCUGCUGACCCGGGCACGGUUCUUGCCGGAGAAGGUAACACCGAGUGGCAAACGUUACACUGCAGCAAAGAUGCGCUGACGGAUUUGUUCGGUUGGUUCCUGCAAGGCAUACUGGCCACACUCGCCUUUACCUGCCUUAUCGCUAAACGCUUCUGUGAACCUCAGUACAAUCGACGAUCCUGGGAAACCUGGUGGUACGAUACAUCCAAACAGGGCAUCGGUGCCUUGGUAAUCCACAUGGCCAACGUUUACUUGGCACCCUUAUUUCAAGGAGAUCCCUGUACCUGGUACAUUAUCAACUUCCUGUUAGACUCCACGAUCGGAUUGUUCAUUAUUUACAUCGGCAUUAAAACCUGUCAGUAUUUAGCGCGGAAGAAGAAAUGGGAUGCCAUCAACUUUGGUGAAUAUGGUGCACCAAAAUCUUGGUUAUAUCAAACGUGUAUCUACGUAUGUCUGAUGGUGGUCGUUAAGCUUAUAACGACACUAAUCAUUCAGUUCGAUGUGUGGGACAAUGUGAAAAACUUUGUACUGUCACCGUUCAAAGAUCCACGGAUAGAGCUAGCGGUUGUGAUGCUUGUUAUACCGUUCUUCGUGAAUAUUCUUAUCUUCUGGGUAACGGAUAACUUCCUGAUGAGACACACGCGCAAGAAGCGCAACACAGCGGCCGGCAGCUCGCAUCACGCUCACGGCCGUGAGCACAGUUUGCUGCAAAAAGUAAAAUACAAAAUGAUACACAAAACCAAACCAAAUGACUCAGAAUCUGAUACUCUUUUGUCAGGCGAUGAAGAAAUUUUAAGCUUCAGUGCGCCCAACGGCGGUGGUGGUGGUGUUGGCCACAGUUUUGUCAGUAGCCGAUCAGUGAUGGGACGCCACUACCAUCACCAAACCCAUCAAGCUCCUUUCCAUCAUCAACAUCACACAUAUCUGCAGACGACGUCGAUAGCAGCAGACGGAGCGUCAUCAAUGCCGGCGGCUGCAGGCGUCGGCAGUGGCGGUGGAGGUGGCUCCUCCUCCUUAUUAACCCCACUAGACAUGGACACGGCAAUCAUACUGACCUCCACGCGGACAUCACCCGGUCCCACGAACCGGCAAAGCACAGUUCAACAGCGCACCAGUGUCAUUAACAUUUAAGA